Messenger RNA from Drosophila erecta, 1017 nucleotides. RefSeq lists its product as uncharacterized. Bases 224 to 721 code for a protein of 165 amino acids. The transcript is spliced from 2 exons. NCBI's taxonomy places the organism in Eukaryota, Metazoa, Arthropoda, Insecta, Diptera, Drosophilidae. The record is from RefSeq and is a predicted model, not a curated record.
AGUCGACGUCGAGCGCUGUUCGCGAGCGGAAUUCCGCGGAAAUACCCGUAUGUGGAGGAAAACAAAGGCGGCGAGCGAGAGAGUACAGCAAAUAAAUAAGCGAAAAAACACCAAACACGAAUUAGUGCUAUGUAAAAGUCCGAAAACGAACCGAAAAUUGGACAAGUGUCGCCGGUGGUGGGCAAAUAAAAAAUAAAACAUUCGGGCCAUCGCAGAUGCCGCGAUGACAGAGCCAAUUAGUGCGGCGGUGCAGCGGCGGAGGCAGCUGCUCCGCAGCGUGGAAAGUUUGCGCGGUCGUGUUGGCCAAGUGCUAAAGUGUGUUAUUAAUCUGCAUAUUGAGUUUUUGGUGCUCGAAUCCGAUGUGGCCGCUCUGCUGGAUGAGGUGCGCGAAUUCAACGACGACCACGAGGAGAUGAGGCGUCUGGACAGGAUGAUCGACGCUCUGAGGGACUACAGCGGACCCACGAUAUGCCACGAGUGGCCCUAUCCCCUCAUCUUCAAGGGCACAAUCGACGAGGCACACGUCGCACAAAUACUCAAUGCCAGCGAACUGGAUCCGGACGCGAAGUUGGUCAAGUUGUCGGGCGGGAGGAGCUGCAUCCAUGCGGAAUCCGAUGUGGUCACAGCGCAAAGGCGCUCCAGAUUGCUGUGGUUCUCCAGGCGAAGCAGGGGGAAACGAGCUGAGCGCCUAAAGGAACCCAAGCCUAUCUCUGAGAUGUAAACUAGUCCGAAAUGUACGUGAACAAAGUAUUGUAGCCCGAGCUACAAUCUGCCAUUACACAAGAGCCGAAAUCAAAAUAAUUAAAAGUUACAUUGCAUUAUGUAGAAGUAUGGUAUAUUUAAGAAAGACUGCGGUAAGAUGUUAUUAACCUUCUGAACUGGCAAACAUUUUUAAGUCAAUUUUCACAUGCGAUUUUUUGAAGAAUCGUAAAACCAUUUGCUUGUGUGAAUAUAUGUAAGUAAAGCAACUUGAUUGUUUAACUUGACUUGAAUUAAUUAAAAGUAUGUAUUCUUUAA